ACCCGCGGCGCGCCGACCGCACGCCCGCCAUGCGCCUCGCCCCGCGCGCGCCGCUGGCGCUGCUGGCGCUGUCGGCGCUGGCCGCCGCCGCCGCCGCCGCCGCCUCGCCGCGCAAGCACGACCAGGACUUCGAGUUCGACGACGCGCCGGAGGCGCCGCCGCACGCGCGCCGCCCGCGCCGCUACGUGUACGACCCCGACAACCCGCUGUGCCGCGCGCUGGUGUGCGAGCCGCGCGAGACGUGCCUGCUGCGCGACGCCUUCACCGCGCUGUGCGCGCGCCGCCAGGACGUGCGCGCCCGCGGGGACACCAUCGUGGCGGGCGGCGACGCGGCGUGGGAGCGCGGCGACGACGACGACGUGUUCUACGAGGCGCGCGCCGACCACGCCGAGCGCGCCGAGCCCGCCGCGCGCGCCGCGCCCGCCGCGCCCGACAGGUGCGUGGGCUGCGCGCGCGCAGCGCGCGGCGCCUUCCUGUGCGGCUCCGACAACCGCACCUACUCGUCGCUGUGCCGCCUCGACCUGCACAACUGCGUGCGCCGCGCCGUGCCGCCUGUGCGCCUCGCGUGCCGCGGCUUCUGCCCUUGCCGCGCGCCCGCGCCCGAGGACGAGGACCGUCGGCGCCGGCCGCAGCUGCACAACGACGUGCACGCGCCCCGGGCGCGCGCGCGCCGCCCCGCGCACGGGGCGGGCUGCGCGCUGGAGCGGAUGGCGGACCGGCUGCUGGACUGGUUCGCGGUGCUGAUGGACGACGCGGGCGCCGCUCCUCCGCCGCCCGACGGGUUCCCGCGCGACUGCAAGCCCGAGGUGCGCUGGAUGUUCGAGCACCUGGACGCGGGCCGCGACGGCGCGCUGUCGGCCGCCGACCUCUACGCGCUACGGCACGACGAGCGCGAGCGCUGCCUGCGGCCGUUCCUGGCGACGUGCGGCGCGCGCGGCGGGCGCGGCGCGCGCGGCGUGACGCGCGCCGCGUGGUGCGCCUGCCUGCGCCGCGCCGCGCGCCCGUGCGCCGCGCUGGCGCGCGCGCACCCCGCGCCGCCGCCCGGCGCCUACGUGCCGGCGUGCGACGCGCGCGGCUGGUACCGCGCGCGGCAGUGCCACGCGGCGCUGGGCGUGUGCUGGUGCGUGGACGCGCACGGCGUGGAGCGCCCCGGCUCGCGCACCAAGGGCGCGCCGCUCUGCCCCGGUGAGAACGAGACGGACAACAGCCUGGGCGAGGCGGUGGACGAGGCGGCGGGCGAGGCGGCGGACGAGGCGGCGGGCGAGGGCCGCGCGCCCGACGACGACGAGGACGUGGGCGGCAGCGGCGACGGUGACGAUGACAACGAGCUGCGCUUCUGAGGCGCGCGACAUCGCCUCAACGUGCGUCCGCGUCGCCGGCGCCGGCAGACGACGUCUUCACCGAACCCCGUAUAGUAAAUAAUUAAAACAAAAUGCAUUAAAACCUACAAAUCAUAACAUAGCGUAAUACAUCAUUUUACUUUUCUGUUUUAUCGAGUAGCUGAGGCUAGGCAUCGCUUAGUCAACAGAAGUGCUACGGCAGGUACUCACUUCGUUUUUAGCUGCACUAUUACUAAGAGUCAAAGUAAUUUAGUCGUUGACAUACAGGCCUAUGAUAUUUUAUUUAAUGUUACAACUUUGAUAAAAUAAAAGAUUAUGGGAGAAUAUUUUCAUAUUAAAAUUUUGAAAUACAAAUGUUUGGCAAUAGUUGUACUUACCUAUGUAUUUAAAAUUGGUGACUAAAGUUAGUGUGACUUAGGGAAUACGUACUUUGUCAUGCGUACAGCGAAUGAGACGCGGUAGGCACUUGCUUAGACUACGAGUGUAGGAGUCGCUAGAGCGUUGCAUGGAACGCGGUCGAUGGUUCGCCGUUGCAUGUAAGGUAGGGUAACGUUAUGUAGACAUGUGGAGCCUUUAUUAGUUAAGGAUAGAGUGUAACACAUAAUACCUAACAGUAAAAUACUUCAUAUAAAAGAAACCUAUGUAACAAGCUUAUGAAUGUUCGAUAUUAUUAGUUGGUAAUCUAGUUAUAGGAUAUAGUCAUAUUCUGGUACGUCAUCUCGUGUUCGUGUGCUGCUCGUUGAGCGAACACGUCAGAUUAAGUUCCAGCAAACCGAUUCACUCCAACUAAGUAUUAACUAAAUAAGGGAUGUAAUAAACCAAAAUAUGUAAAAAUUACAACAUCAAAGGUUAUUUGCACUUUUUUAAAUCUCACUAGUUUAAUUUAAAUAAAUAAAUAAAGUAAUUCA
This is a messenger RNA of Maniola jurtina (meadow brown), 2248 nucleotides long. RefSeq names its product proteoglycan Cow (gene Cow). Lineage: Eukaryota; Metazoa; Arthropoda; Insecta; Lepidoptera; Nymphalidae. The transcript has 11 exons. The coding region runs from base 30 to 1340 and encodes 436 amino acids. Gene Ontology annotation, biological process: establishment of protein localization to extracellular region. Gene Ontology annotation, molecular function: protein binding; calcium ion binding. The record is from RefSeq and is a predicted model, not a curated record.